AUGUCCCUCUUCAAAAUCCCACUCAUUCUCUCGUCUGCUAUCGCUGUGCACGUAGCGCUCACUCCCCCACAUGCCCCUGCGAAGAGCGAGGUUGUUCAUGAUACCUUUAAUGAGUGGGUCAUCAUCCAGCAUGUUAAAUACGGGCUCCCGAUCGCGAAGAUAAUUUACUGGGGUGUUUCUUGCGCAGAAACUGCUCUCAUUCUCUCUCGUAUUACGGACCCCAGCACACUUCCCAGCGUAAUACAAAACGCAGUCGGUCCAAUUCUUCCAAGGAUCCAGGACAAGAUCCAGGACGUACCAAUUACUCCUCAUUUCCUUUUCGGUACCGCAGUUGUUGCUGCAGCGGGAUACCUCCGCUGGUCGUGUUUUCGCACCCUUGGUCGUUUUUUCACAUUCGAGCUCACCACUCGCAAGGGUCACCAGCUUGUCACGGGUGGACCAUACUCAGUCGUACGCCACCCUUCCUACUCAGCAGCUAUUAUGCAGUACAUCGGCGUAGUGAUCUUGCACGGAUCUGCGACUUCAUGGCUUAGACAAUCGGGGGUCUUAGGUAUUCCUGGACUGAAAGUGGUUCUGUUGGGGUGGCUGCUGGAGAGAACGGUUACUGUGGUAAGCCUCGUGCGUAGGAUCAACCAAGAGGAGGAGGUCGUGAAGUCAAUGUUCGGAGACGAAUGGAAGAGGUGGGCAAAGGUUGUCAGGUACCGGCUUAUACCCGGCAUCUACUAA
Suillus clintonianus is the source of this 726-nucleotide messenger RNA. RefSeq lists its product as uncharacterized. Gene Ontology annotation, cellular component: membrane. The transcript is spliced from 2 exons. Lineage: Eukaryota; Fungi; Basidiomycota; Agaricomycetes; Boletales; Suillaceae. Bases 1 to 726 code for a protein of 241 amino acids. Gene Ontology annotation, biological process: C-terminal protein methylation. The record is from RefSeq and is a predicted model, not a curated record. Gene Ontology annotation, molecular function: protein C-terminal S-isoprenylcysteine carboxyl O-methyltransferase activity.